UACAUUCUAAAAGUGAAAAGAGAUGCCGGUGUAGUCAUCGAGACGAUGCGGAUUCGAAAGGCGACGAUGGAGGACGAUGGGAACUAUGCUUGUGAGCAUAGUCAUCAAAAAGCGUCACAAAUUGUGCAUAUCAAUAAAGCCGAAGCUCAAAUCGCCAACUAUUCAUCUCACUCUGCGUCUCUCCUUCUCUCCAUAUUUCUUUUC
Caenorhabditis briggsae is the source of this 204-nucleotide messenger RNA. The annotation marks the transcript as partial. The record is from RefSeq and is a predicted model, not a curated record. Lineage: Eukaryota; Metazoa; Nematoda; Chromadorea; Rhabditida; Rhabditidae. The transcript has 2 exons.